This is a messenger RNA of Schistocerca serialis cubense, 872 nucleotides long. Its product is annotated as molybdenum cofactor biosynthesis protein 1-like. Gene Ontology annotation, biological process: Mo-molybdopterin cofactor biosynthetic process. Gene Ontology annotation, molecular function: cyclic pyranopterin monophosphate synthase activity; GTP 3',8'-cyclase activity; 4 iron, 4 sulfur cluster binding. The record is from RefSeq and is a predicted model, not a curated record. The coding region runs from base 8 to 571 and encodes 187 amino acids. The transcript is spliced from 3 exons. NCBI's taxonomy places the organism in Eukaryota, Metazoa, Arthropoda, Insecta, Orthoptera, Acrididae.
UGUCUUAAUGACAACCGAUGGCCUCAUAUUGACAAGACAGCUGGUUGCCUUGCAGAGGGCAGGGCUUGACGGUCUGAACAUCAGCUUAGACACCCUGCAGUCCCAACGCUACAACCAGAUCACGAGGAGGAAAGGCUGGGAGCGUGUCAUGGCUGGCAUAGAUCUAGCCUUGCAACUUGAAUACGACCCUGUGAAGAUAAAUUGUGUUGUAAUGCGAGGUUUUAAUGAAGAUGAAGUGUGCAGUUUUGUGGAGUUAACAAAAGAGAAAAAUGUUGAUGUAAGAUUUAUCGAGUACAUGCCUUCCAGCGGCAACAAAUGGAAUGAUGGGAAGAUGGUCUCAUUUAGUGAAAUGCUCCAAAUAAUUAGAAAGCAGUGGCCUGAUUUUGAUCCUCUUCCCAAUGGGCCCAAUGAUACCUCAAAGGCAUACCAUGUCCCGGGCUUCAAGGGACGUGUGGGAUUUAUUACCUCAAUGAGUGAACACUUCUGUGGCACGUGCAACCGUUUACCGAUAACAGCUGAUGGCAAUUUGAAGGUGUGUCUCUUUGGGAAUUCAGAGAUAUCUCUCAGGUGAGUGAUGAAACAUAGAAUAAUCAUGUCCAAGUGAAAAUUCAUGCAAGGAAACCAUAAAAUUACUAGAAGACUGACAGACUGAUCAGUAUUUUACCUUCAGGAGGUGAAAUUCCAAAACUUCUUAUAGACACAUUUGUUCCUCUUGUCCUCACAUUAGUUGUGGAGUCCGAGUGACCUUUCAGACCUUCAGAAACUUAUCCCUCUUUCCUCUCUCAUGAAGGAACUGAUAGUUCCAAAUGCUGAGUAUAGAAUAAUACUUUCAAACUGUUUGCCAUGCACAUUAGGUAUGUGGUUGGUAUAUG